AUGCUUUUUACGCAUUUCUUAGGAUUUACUGCAGGUACCAUUGAUUCGCGGCAGCGAGAUACUGGUAAUAUUGGUAAUCAUUCUCUUCAGUCAAAUUCAGCGAAGGAAAUUUAUCAACGGACAUCUAUAGUUACCAAUGCAAACAAAAAUCCUGCUGCAAUUUUUGGCGAAAAUAAGCCCAAAAAACCUAUUGAUUUGACUCUCUAUCAUGCAUUACUGGCUUCUAUAUCAGUCGUUGUUGUAUCAGAAUUGGGCGACAAGACAUGGUUUAUUGCUGCAAUCAUGGCAAUGAGGCAUUCUCGGUUAACUGUUUUCUGCGGAGCAAUGGCAGCUUUAAUUUUGAUGACACUUUUAUCAGCUGGACUGGGAUGGUUUACUCAGGUCAUGCCACGAUUGUUAACUUAUUCCAUUUCUACUGCACUUUUCGCAUUAUUUGGUAUGAAAAUGUUGUACGAUGGAUAUCGAAUGUCUCCAGCUGAUGGACAGGAGAAUUAUGCAGAAGCAAAAACGGAAAUCCAGAAGAAAGAACUGCUUUCUGAUUCUUCUAAAGCUGAUAUAGAAAGUGGAGGAAUUACUAUGCCAAACCAGAGUUCAACACAUGCGCUUGUAUGUAUGAUUUCUGCACUUUUUUUGGAGACUUUUACGCUCACAUUUCUGGCCGAAUGGGGCGAUCGCAGUCAGCUGACCACAAUAAUGUUGGCAGCCCGUGAAAAUAUCUAUGGUGUAGUGAUUGGUACUAUAGUCGGACACGCAUUCUGUACAGGAAUUGCCGUUAUCGGCGGUAGACUUGUUGCUACUCAAAUAUCAGUAAGAACAGUUACGUUAAUUGGAGGCAUAGUAUUUAUCUUGUUCGCGUUUUCUGCUUUUCUUGUCACUCCGGAAUCGGAAUAA
Messenger RNA from Brugia malayi, 891 nucleotides. Its product is annotated as putative hypothalamus protein HTMP, putative. NCBI's taxonomy places the organism in Eukaryota, Metazoa, Nematoda, Chromadorea, Rhabditida, Onchocercidae. Bases 1 to 891 code for a protein of 296 amino acids. The transcript has 6 exons. Gene Ontology annotation, biological process: Golgi calcium ion transport; Golgi calcium ion homeostasis; calcium ion transmembrane transport. Gene Ontology annotation, cellular component: Golgi apparatus. Gene Ontology annotation, molecular function: manganese ion transmembrane transporter activity; calcium ion transmembrane transporter activity. The record is from RefSeq and is a predicted model, not a curated record.